AUGAUCUGCUUUUUCAAAAACGAGCACCCUUGCAGACGCGAAGCAGCUGCUGCUGCUGCUGCUGCUGGUGGUGAUGGUCGUCGUCGUCGUCGUCGUCAU
Echinostoma caproni is the source of this 99-nucleotide messenger RNA. The record is from the annotation of a GenBank genome assembly. NCBI's taxonomy places the organism in Eukaryota, Metazoa, Platyhelminthes, Trematoda, Plagiorchiida, Echinostomatidae.